This is a messenger RNA of Cryptomeria japonica (Japanese cedar), 552 nucleotides long. Its product is annotated as dirigent protein 23-like. Lineage: Eukaryota; Viridiplantae; Streptophyta; Pinopsida; Cupressales; Cupressaceae. The coding region runs from base 1 to 552 and encodes 183 amino acids. The record is from RefSeq and is a predicted model, not a curated record. The transcript has a single exon.
AUGAUGAUGGGUAAGAUUAAGCAUUUAGCAGCAGUUGCAGUUGCAGUGGUCGCAGUGAUAACAAUGUUUUCCCUGCAACCUGCCCAAGCAUAUCCGUUGACGGAGAAAAUAACUCAUCUGAAAUUCUAUUUCCACGACACAGUUUCGGGAAAAAAUGUGACGGCCGUGGAGGUGGCGUCGGCUCCAUCCACUAAGACGUCGGCUACUCUCUUUGGAAAGGUGUUUGUGUUGGACGACCCAUUGACGGAAGGGCCUGAGCCCACCUCCAAAUUGGUGGGCAAAGCUCAGGGUCUGUACGCCUCUGCCGGCCAAGAGGACUUUCACCUGUUAAUGGCGGUCACCUUUGUUUUUCAGGGCGGAAAGUUCAAUGGGAGUACACUCGCUAUGGUGGGUAACAACGCUGUGCUUAAGGAAGUAAGAGAGAUGCCAAUUGUGGGAGGAAGCGGGAAAUUCAGGCUGGCUCGAGGAUAUGCUCUCGCCCGUACUCACUACAUUGACUUCAAAUCAGGCAAUGCAAUCGUUCUUUACAAUGUCACCGUACAUCAUUACUGA